Leptonychotes weddellii (Weddell seal) is the source of this 1070-nucleotide messenger RNA. The record is from RefSeq and is a predicted model, not a curated record. NCBI's taxonomy places the organism in Eukaryota, Metazoa, Chordata, Mammalia, Carnivora, Phocidae.
AUGGGGGAGGCCGAGCGAUUACCGAGUACCUCCGAGCGGUACACGGAAAUACCCGAAGUGGAGAGAUCCGCGCGGGAGCCAGACGGAAAAGCUCGAAGGAGGCCGGAAACGCCCGAGGCCGAUCGGCGAAGGAGGAGACCGUUGCCGAAAAUUGUCGAGGAUUCCCGGAGACUACCGAGUCCGAUCCAGAACGUAGUUUUCUCCUUUCGGCCACGCCUUCACUCACGCACGCCACGCCCAAUCGGCCACCCUAGGCUGGGCCACGCCCAAUCGGCGGCCGGCCGGCUGGGCGUGGCUUGCCGAAGCGGGCGGGGAGCGUUACGUGGCCGGACUACCGUCUCCACUCGGCACUCAAUCUCUGCGGAUCAGUUGAUGCGCGUCUCAGCGCUCAUUCUUGUGUUUCCUUCCCCACAGAUAGACUUCACUGCCGACCAGAUCGAAGAGUUCAAAGAGGCUUUCUCCUUGUUUGACCGGACGCCGACUGGAGAGAUGAAGAUCACCUAUGGGCAGUGUGGGGACGUGCUGCGGGCACUGGGCCAGAACCCCACCAACGCCGAGGUGCUGCGCGUCCUGGGCAAACCCAAGCCUGAAGAGAUGAAUGCGAAGAUGCUGGACUUCGAGACGUUCCUGCCCAUCCUGCAGCACAUCUCCCGCAACAAGGAGCAGGGCACCUAUGAGGACUUUGUGGAAGGGCUGCGUGUUUUCGACAAGGAGAGUAAUGGCACAGUCAUGGGUGCUGAGCUUCGCCAUGUCCUCGCCACCCUUGGAGAGAAGAUGACUGAGGCCGAGGUGGAGCAGCUUUUGGCUGGGCAAGAGGAUGCCAACGGGUGCAUCAAUUACGAAGCCUUUGUCAAACACAUCAUGUCUGGGUGAAGCAGACCCCUCAGGGUGCCUGGCCCUGGGCCAUAACCUUUCUGGGGCGAGUUAAGCCAGAGGCCCAGAGUGACUGAGCUGGAGCUGGGGAGCUGGGGUCCUGGACCUGCCACUGCAUCACAGCCCUGAGGACACCCCGGGCCAGUAGCCCGCCCUGUAAAUAAACGGUUCUGGCAAGCCUGGGCCAGAUUCUCUGA